UCGGAGUCACCAAUUUGAUUUCAAUGGCCAAUCCUAAGGAUAGGCCAUCAACACUGUGAUCUCGAAGAACUACAAGGGAGGGCAAUUGCUAGAAGAAAUUAUUUAUUAAGGAGCUUUCCAAUUUACUAAUGAACUAAAUUUUGGAUGAGAGGUUUGCUAUGGUGAAGCUUAAAAGGGUACUCCGCCCAAAUACAUCCUAUCCCCUAUCCAAAGGAUAGGAGAUAAGUUGUCUGAUCGCAGGGGUCCAGCCACUGGGACCCCCAUGAUCUCUGUCCAGCACCUGUGCCUCACCCGGCAUUCUAAACAACAUAUUUAGAACAUUGGGUUUCUGCUGCCAGAGAUAUGACGUCACGCCACCUUGUGAAGUCACAUCCCCUCGUGAUGUCAUGUCUCCCGCCACGGGAACCCAGCAUUCUAAACAUACUGUUCUGAAUGGCUGGUGUGGCCCAGGUGCUGCGUGGAAUGGAUAGGGGAUAAGCUGUAUGUGGGUGGAGUACCCCUUUAAAGGAACUGUAUAGUCAGUGCAGUUGGAAGUUAGCUUUAAGUUGGGUGCUGUAAGAGCAAAGACGGCAACAAUGCAAGUCUCCCCGGACUUCUCUCCAUUCCCUCUCAGGUAGAGACCGGCCUCUACUGGCAUGAGAAAGUAAUCCUUCCAGACUGUCAGUGGUAAAACAACGGCAAACCAAACAGCGGAAUACCCCAGACAUGUCGCCCCCAUCGCAUUUACCUGGGCCCAUCGAGGUGGAACGCAAGUUUGUCCCAGGGCCAGAUGUCGAAAAAAACCUUUGUGCACUUGGAGCUAAGCUGCUUGAAGAGAUCACUUUUAGAGAUUCUUACUAUGAUAGCCCUGACCUGGGCCUUACGCUGAAUGAUAUGUGGCUGCGAAGGAGAGGAGACAGUUGGGAAUUAAAGCACCCACCACAACGGGGAGCAAGAGGCCAUAAAGGAGCUUCCACACAAUACAUGGAGCUUACUUCUGAAGAUGAUAUACUUUGCAGAGUGAGUGAAGAGCUGGGUGUCCCCUGUCCACUAAACAUUGAGUCUUUUGGACUAAAUGAAUUUGCUACCUUUGUGACACGCAGGCGCAGGUUCCAGUUGCCACUUACUGAAAACUCUAAUACCAAAGUUGUUGUAGAUCUUGAUGAGGCAGAUUUUGGUUUUGCAAUAGGUGAAGUGGAAGUCCUCGUAAAAACACAGGAAGAAGUUGGGAAUGCGCUCAAGAAAGUGGAAGAAAUCUGUAAACAACUAGGAGUGUUCCGAGAGACACCAGUCCAAGGUAAAGUGUCAACAUUUCUUCAGAUAAACCGUGCUGAUCACUACAGGAAGCUUCUUGAAGCCCAUGUCAUUUGACCCCUGUACAGACUCAACAGUCUACUGAACACUCCAUUGUACUAUAAUGAAUAAAGUUGUGUGCAGUUUAGAAUAAAUUUAUGCCAAGCAAGUUAACUAUUUUUUUACCAAAACUCCAUUGUCCAUUUUCCUUCACUGUCAUGAAACAAAUAACACAAAUAAUUUGCCAACCUGUAUCCUAUGUUGCAUCUAGUAAAGAUGAUAAAAUCUCUUAGCCACAUUUGCCAUUUUAAAACAUGUUUUACAUAAAUAAAUUCAACUAUUAGUUUUACAUAACAAGUGAAUCUCAAUAUUUCAUUUACGUUCUUAAAUAAUAAUUGGCAAACUGCAAACUUAAAGCAGACCUGUCAGCAGAAAUACAUGGGUGUAAAUAAGCACAUAGCUAGAAAAGGGCAGAGGCCAGGAAAGUCCAGCCCAUGCCCACUUGCAUCUGCCUACCUGUUUGACUGACAGCCACUAGCUAAAGAGGACAAAGGCUGGACUUAUCUAGGCUCUUGCUGGGUUUAGAAAGGACCCCUGGGCUUUUGAGCCCUAUUUGCUUAAAGGGUUUAUCCACCAUAAGAUGAUUUUAGAACGUACCUGCCAGGCAGUAAUGGACAUGCUUAGGAAGGAUCUGUUAAUGUCUUGGGGCUAUAUGGCUAUAUUGUGAGAUUACCAUAACGCUGUAGCUAUCUUUUUUGUGAACUGGAUAUUUCCUGAUGGAGUUCAUUCCCUCAAACUACAAAUCCCAUAGUUCCUUGAUUGUAAGUGUGAGGUCUCUUUUUCCC
This is a messenger RNA of Hyla sarda, 2117 nucleotides long. RefSeq names its product thiamine triphosphatase (gene THTPA). The coding region runs from base 706 to 1350 and encodes 214 amino acids. The transcript is spliced from 4 exons. The record is from RefSeq and is a predicted model, not a curated record. Gene Ontology annotation, biological process: thiamine metabolic process; thiamine diphosphate metabolic process; dephosphorylation. Lineage: Eukaryota; Metazoa; Chordata; Amphibia; Anura; Hylidae. Gene Ontology annotation, molecular function: magnesium ion binding; thiamine triphosphate phosphatase activity.